AUGGCUCUCUCCUUUCCAUCCCGGCCGUCCCCUCCCCGGCCGAGGAAGCGUUGUCGAGCGGCCGCAGACGUGGACGGUGAACAUUCGUCUCUACACAAGAAGAAGCGGAGGCUGAGGCUGUUCCUCAUAACGUCUCGGCUGUCUCCUCAGUUCUCGCACCCGGCUACCAACAUCGUGGACCGAGGAAGCUCUAAGAUUGCAGUGUGGGCGAAGCAGAAAGCACUGGGUCGCAAUCUGCUACGCAAGGCUGCCAUCCUGAACCGCAUCAGGCGGCAGACUAUAUCAGCGCGGGAGACCGAGAUGUCACUUGGAAGAGUACUGGUGGAACAAGAAAGGGAGCAGGAGCAGCUCAAGCUGGCGAAACUGGCUUUCAUAUAUGGCAGCCACGACACGCACACCCGGCCUGUGUUGGCGAAAGGAGAUUCGUUCCCGCCGGCAUAUGCAGUCAGGAGCGGAGAUCACUUCGAGCUAUCAGGUCCUUCUCCCGACGGCUCUCCUACCGCUUCCCCUUCUCCUUCGCCACCCUUGCGCGGCCGCGACGCGGACGGUGUCGCAGAGUACCGUUCACCGAAUGACGCAUAUUCGUACUCGCCACCCCGCUCCACGUCACCGCGGAGAUCGUACCUUCCUUUGCCACCAUCACCCCUUGGUCUAUCUAAUUACGAUGCUUUCGACGUGGAAGACGACAUCCCAGAUCCGUAUGCUCAUCUCGACGACGAAUACGAGACAGGCGACUACGAUGCGGAGGUGCGCGAGGACGCUCACUCCUCCACAUCCUCGCGUCAGCCCUCCGCCCCUGCAGCAAGUCCGAGUAGGAGGGACACUGAAGCAGAGAAGACGCCGCCUCAGACCUUCUACUCUGACUUCAGCGUCUUGGACCCGGGCGAGCCUGUCGUAGGAGAUUACGACCAGGUUGACCACGGUGCGGACGCUGUCUGGCCAAGCGCUUUCGUUGUCGACCCACCGCAGGCUUCUGGAGGGACCCGACUAUCAUCAACGUCUCCUGACUUCCCGGCACUUUUUGCAACCGCCCAAGGCGUCCUGGCCCCCCUUUCGCCAAACUUUUCCUCAGUUCCCUUAGAACCGGUCGUGAGCCCUACCUCGUCGUCGCCGAACUUCGCACCCUUUUCCGUUACGGUGGACGAUAGGGGCACCGGAAGGGACCCGGUGUCUCCUCUCCUCGAUCCCCCCGAAGUGCUGCUGCGGCGGGAGGACGGGGACAGGGAGCAAGAGAAGGAACGGCAGCGGAACUUCAUGUUCAUGCAGUUCGGGUCAUGA
Molecule: messenger RNA, 1278 nt
Organism: Trematosphaeria pertusa
Lineage: Eukaryota; Fungi; Ascomycota; Dothideomycetes; Pleosporales; Trematosphaeriaceae
Exons: 1
Coding region: 1-1278 (425 amino acids)
Source: RefSeq, a predicted model, not a curated record